Molecule: messenger RNA, 365 nt
Organism: Acaulospora morrowiae
Lineage: Eukaryota; Fungi; Glomeromycota; Glomeromycetes; Diversisporales; Acaulosporaceae
Source: the annotation of a GenBank genome assembly
GGUUUGAUUGGUUCAUUGGUCAAAAAUAUGAUGAUGAAGAGCUCCAGACAUAUAGAGCAGAAAUUGUAACUGACGCGGAUGAUGGUUGGGUAAGAAUAACUCUUCAUAUCAAAAAUCUCACCGAAAGGAAAGAAAAAUUCAUAAUAGUACAUGUGUAUAAAUUUGAUAGAAGCGAAGCUUCAUUGCUACAAAAUAAUCAGUUGAGUUCUUCUGAUUCUCGCUUACAGCAAAAUAAAAGCAAGAAAAAUAAGAUCAAGUAUUCCAUCAUAAAAUUAGAAUCAGAUACUAACUCUGAUACUUCUGACUUGAGCACUUCUUUGUCUAGUUUGGGAUCAGAAGAUACACAUGUAUAUAAAAGCAUGUAA